AUGAAUAUCAUAAAGACUGGAAUUAAACAAUCUCUUGUAUCGGGUAUUUAUAGUAAAGUUGGAAUUAGAGCAUUUUGUACCCAUUAUUCAGCAGAAUUAGAAUGGGUUAAAUUAUCAGAUGACAAUAAGGUUGCAACUGUUGGGUUAUCUUCUUUUGGUGCUCAAAGAUUGGGAAAAAUUAACUAUGUAGAGCUACCAAAAGAACAUAGAAAAUGUAGAAGAGAAGAAAAGUUUGGAGUACUAGAAAGUUCUAAUGCAACUGCUUUCGGUUUGUAUGCCCCAGUUUCUGGUGAAGUUUUAGAAGUAAAUGAAAAAUUGAAAAAAUCACCAUCCUUGUUAAAUGAAGACCCAGCAAAUAAUUGGAUGGUUAAAUUUAAGGUUUCUAAGCCUGAUGAAUUUAAAAAAUUAAUGGAUUCAAAUAAAUAUAAAAAAUUUGUGCAAUGGUAUAGAUAA
Dictyostelium discoideum AX4 is the source of this 453-nucleotide messenger RNA. RefSeq names its product glycine cleavage system H-protein (gene gcvH2). Gene Ontology annotation, cellular component: glycine cleavage complex. The coding region runs from base 1 to 453 and encodes 150 amino acids. Gene Ontology annotation, biological process: glycine decarboxylation via glycine cleavage system. The record is from RefSeq and is a predicted model, not a curated record. Lineage: Eukaryota; Evosea; Eumycetozoa; Dictyosteliales; Dictyosteliaceae. The transcript has 3 exons.